CACGUGGCUAGCUUCCUAUUGGCUGAACAAAUGACUCGAGGUUAGGAGUGCCACGUAUGCUGUACCGGACAAAUAAAGGAUUCCCCUGCCUCCGUUAUCUUCUUCUUCUUCUUCCCUUUUCUUAAACCCUCUGUAUCCAUUCCUCGAAUUCUCGAAUGCGGCCGCUCUCCGGCCGAUGAGAUUACUGCUGCUCAAUUCUUUUCAAUGGAUACUCUAGCGCUCGCCAAUUCCGCCGUAACAACGGCCGCCGCAGCCACGACUACAUCUUCUUCCGCCGCUUGCUCGUCCUUUUCGGGCGUGCGGUUCUCCUUACCUUGUUCGAGAGCCAGAGUGAGAAGGCCUUCCGGGAGAAGAAGAGAGCUGGUUUCCUCGAGGAAGAGUAGGCUUGUUGUUUCGGCGUCCAGAGAAGGUGGAAAUGAGCCGCAGCUGGACGAGUGGGACCAAAUGGAGCUCCAAUUCGGUCGCUAUCUCGGUGAAGACCCGAAACUCACCAUAGCUAAGAUAAUGGCUAGAAAGGUGAAUCCGGAUGCUUCGUUUCUGGAAGUUGAGAAGGAGUUUCAUAGAAACAAAGGGAAAUUAGUGGAGAUAGAGGAGCUUCCUUUUGAUAUUUCUAGCGAAAGGAAGCAGAAAUCGGCUAGUUCUUCGUCGUCGGAUGGUUUGAGUUUGGCCAGGCCUGUGCUAAAACAAGGAAUGAGGUUCCAAGAGGAGGUUAGUAAACCUGCAAGGUUGCCGCAGAUGAAGAAACCGAUUCGUCCGGUUGUGAACGAUGCUGCUGCUAGUAGCAAUGUCAAACAGCCUAGUGUUCCGGAUGUUAUAUUGAGGAAGCCAAGUGUUUUCGGUGUGGAGGAUGGUGGGGAAGAUAGGGAUUUGAAGUCUGGAGUGAGGAUGAUUCAACCUAAUUUGAUGUUGAAAAUGAGGAAUGAGCAGAAAAGAGAGGGGUUUAGUGAUAUGACACUUUUGAGAAAGCCUGAGGCAGUGAGUGUUGAGAAGAAGCAAGAGUAUCCUGCCAAUGUGGAUGGUGAAGUUAAUGGAGGUGAUCGGUUGGCGAUGAGGAAUGAAAUGGAUGAGGAUGAUGACUACACCGGUUUCACUUUGAUGCAGAAGCCUGUGAGUGUGAGUGUGCGAAAUGAGGUUCAGGAAUCUUCAGAAUCACUUGGAAAGGAAGAUGUGGUGGAAGAGAGACCUGAUUUAGGGUUUCAGCAAGAGAGCAUUAUUCAAUCUAGUGAGGUACAUGAUGAUGCUCUUAAUCAACAACUGGAUGCAAGUAAAAGUGAUUCGGAAUCCAACUUAUUGAUCGAAGCAUCACUGCAGGGAAAACCAAAUAGAUUAGACCAAUCUGUGAAAGAAAGAUCAACAUCUAGCAUGGAACAGACAGUUUCUUUGGAUCCUGGAACCAGUAGCAAUGAGAUCCGGGAUCUCCCAGCUACUUCUCCUGUGGAGGCUGCUGAUUGGACCAGGGCUGAAGAGCUGUUUAAGGCAGGGGAUAGGGCUGAAGUGGAGUUGAUAAGCUCUAGUGCACGAGGAUUCAUUGUCUCUUUUGGCUCAUUGGUGGGAUUUUUGCCAUACCGCAAUCUUGCUGCAAGAUGGAAAUUCAUAGCUUUUGAGUCUUGGUUGAGACAGAAGGGCCUUGAUCCGUCCGCCUACAAACAGAAUUUAGGAAUCAUAGAAAAUUAUGAUGCCUUAGAUCAGAACCGUUCUAUUGACCCAAAGUUAAAUCCAGCAACUGAGAGUGAAAUUACUCCAGAUAUGAAGUUGGAAGAUCUUUUAAGGAUUUAUGACCAGGAGAAACUCAAAUUCCUUUCCUCAUUUGUUGGCCAGAAAAUAAAAGCAAAUGUGGUAAUGGCGAAUAAAAAGUCUGGAAAAUUGCUAUUUUCUUUGAGACCCAAGGAGAAGGAAGAAUUGGCCGAGAAGAAGAGAACCUUGAUGGCUAAACUUCAAGUUGGAGAUAUCGUGAAGGGAUGCAUAAAAAAGAUCACCUAUUUCGGUGUUUUUGUUGAGGUUGAAGGUGUUCCUGCACUAAUUCAUCAGACUGAAGUAUCAUGGGAUGCCACUUUGGAUCCUGCAUCAUAUUUUAAACUGGGUCAGAUCGUUGAAGCAAAAGUACAUCAGUUGGAUUUCACACUUGAACGUAUUUUCUUGUCCCUGAAGGAAAUUACUGUGAGUUUUGUGCUUAACAUGUUUGAGAUUUAACUGCCCACACUUUUCUAUCCCGGCUGCUACUACAUAUGUAUAUGCCAACUGCAUUGCUCACUCUGACAGCCGGAUCCCUUGACCGAGGCCUGGGAGUCUGUUGUUGGCGAUCGUGAUCCCUUAAGUGGAAGUCUGCAACCAGCUGAAGAAGACACCGAGUGGGAGGAAGUAGAGUCUCUGAUCAAGGAACUAGAACAAAUUGAAGGUAUCCAGUCAGUAACAAAAGGACGCUAUUUCUUGAGUCCAGGUUUAGCUCCAACGUUUCAGGUUUAUAUGGCAUCCACGUUUGAGGAUCAGUAUAAGUUACUAGCACGAGCAGGAAACAAAGUCCAGGAGGUGAUCGUUCAAUCGUUGCUUGACAAAGAAGAAAUGAAGUCCAUAAUCCUAUCGUGCGCCAACAAAGUCUGAGUGUUUGAUUCGUACCUUCACUACCCUCGCAAAGUUGAGUGUCUCUCGUCGUCCUCCGGUUCGCUCAGCCACCGCUGACCGUAGCUGCUGGUGGCUAUGAUGAGAACAAACAAAGACAGAGAUCAAAAGCUGGAAAAGAGAAGAAGGGUCGCCAUUGGUGAACAGUGAACUGCAAUAAGCCAAGUUUGGAGAGAUGAGAGGAUGCUAUUUUUAUACACCUAGCGUAAUUUGGGCCGCCCUGGCCCAGACAAACUUAUGGGCCGUUUUGAAACCGGUCUGGUUUUUGUUGAUGACGACGAUGAUUCGGAUAAUGCUUGGAGCAGAAAAACAGCAGUUAUUGUAGUGUACUCUCAAGUCUCGCCAUCAUUCAGUUAUUGCAAUAGCGUUAUUAUGCUAACCUUUAAAGUAAGCAACUACUAACAGGGUGGGAUGAUGUUCCAUGUCGCCGAGCCAUUAUCGGAGGGUGAGGGAUCACCGGCGCUAUGAUGUGGGGGGAAGAUUUUUUUGGGCAAGCUGAGCCACUUUUGGGAGAAGUGGGG
Molecule: messenger RNA, 3137 nt
Organism: Linum tenue
Lineage: Eukaryota; Viridiplantae; Streptophyta; Magnoliopsida; Malpighiales; Linaceae
Source: the annotation of a GenBank genome assembly